Drosophila grimshawi is the source of this 10279-nucleotide messenger RNA. RefSeq names its product protein unc-80 homolog (gene unc80). The coding region runs from base 56 to 10012 and encodes 3318 amino acids. Gene Ontology annotation, molecular function: monoatomic cation channel activity. Gene Ontology annotation, cellular component: cation channel complex; axon. The record is from RefSeq and is a predicted model, not a curated record. The transcript has 31 exons. Gene Ontology annotation, biological process: monoatomic cation homeostasis. NCBI's taxonomy places the organism in Eukaryota, Metazoa, Arthropoda, Insecta, Diptera, Drosophilidae.
UCCAGCCGUAAACGUUAUCGAAACUGGCAACGCGCAAAUCAAGCUGUUGGCCACCAUGGUGACCAAUGCGACGAACAACAACAAUCUGCAGGCGAACAACAACAGCUCCACGCCAAACAAUAAUAACGAUGACUUUGACAUUGACCAAGACGAUGGCCUCCAGGAUCUGGGCUUGCCGGUGUCCGUGCAAACAUUCCUGUGGCGUCAAAUAGCGCCAUUCAUCAGACCGCGACUCGGCAAACUGCAUGAGGCCAGUUGCAUGUUUUGUCAACACGCACCGGGACACCAUGAAUCGAAAGAAGCCUGCAAGUCCUUUGAGAAGGUUCUGGUGCAGAACAUUCAGUUUGGUCUGUCCCCACCACUGACCAAAGCUCUGGGCGCCAUCCCCCGCUGGCGUCUCCUACAGGGCGCCCUACCUCAUGUCAUGCACGCCUGCGCAGCUCUUCUCUUUAGCCGCGUGAAGGACAUGCAGGCAAUUGGGCCAGUUGAGACAAAAUUGCUGUAUACCAUGCAAUGGAUAUUACUGUAUGCCGCCGAGGAAUGCGCCGAUGAUGAGGGUGGCGAUGAUCUCGGCCUGGGAGAUGCUGCUGAUCCUAAGCCCAAGGUUUUGGAUCAGUAUUUGUUCUCGGUGCCAACUAUAACGCUCUUUGUGUACUUGUUUGCGCCCAUAAUACAUCAUCUGAAAGAAUCGGACUUUCAAAACUUUCGCCUUGAGAAUGGCAUUAAACUGUGGCAGGGCAUGUGGGAUAAUCGGGCACCAGGCGCACCCUGUUUCACAGCACCCGUUAAGCCCAAGGCGCGCAAUUUGCUGUGCGCACCCACUCCAAAAGGUUCGACGGAUGUGUUUCAGGGUCGAAAGCAUUCGCUGGGCCCCGAUGCCGCUUCACCCAAGGCGGACUCGCCUCAAAGCGGCAUCACCGACUAUGGCCAGCAGGAUGAUGAGGGUUCCUGGGUGUCCUCGCCCAAGGAGUUCUUUCCAGAGACCAUUCCCGAAGAAGCCUCCAGCAUUGAAGAUGAACGUGUCGUAAUCUUUAGGCUGCCCUCAGCACCACAACUCAUGGAUAACUCCUUCUUUACGGCCGAUGCCAGUUUGCUGCAACAGCAACAACAGUCACAGAGUCGCCGGGGAAGCCAUCAGUCGAUGAAUUCACGGGAGAAGGAUAAGGUGCCCUCGACCAAGUUUGAGUUCGACCAGCAGGAAUUGACACGUGGCGCCUCCAUGAAGGAGAAACGCAGCGCCUCCAUUGAGAAAGAGUCGGAUACGGUCAAUUCGGAGAGUGCCAAAGCUGAUGUUUCAGCUGCCACCUUUCUGGAUGUGUCCGUAAUGCGUUGCCUGUUCAUCUCGCACUGGCAGGAGGAGGGGAUCUUCUGGAGCCUGCAAUAUCUUUACAACAGACUCACUGAAAUUGGCGAUGAGGCAGCAAUAACAUUAAAUCAACCGCGAAAACGUUCUAACUCGCUGCCCAUACCACAAAUUGAGAUCUCCCUGUACCAGGGACCCGGCAGCAACAGUCGCGAUAGUCCGGGCAGCUCCGUGGUCAAAGACUACAUUGAAAUACCCGAGGCAGCGGCAGCCCAGCCUACAACUACACAAGUUGAGGAAACGCAGAGCAAUCCUAGCAAUUCGGAGCGUCGAGGUAGCGAGAAAAAGAAACGCGUCAAGAUGGCUGAUCUGAGGGCCUUUGUGGAGACGAAAAUGUUCUCGAAAUCGGAGAAGAAUCUGGAAAAAGUAGGGCUCGAUACAAACUCUGCCAAUGGCAAGAUUCCACUGCAACAUGCAGAAUACCAUCGCAGCCUCGAUACGGGUGAGAAGAAACUGUCACGAUCUGCUUCGAUGAUCACCCGAGAGCCCUCCAGUAAUCUCAUCAAGGGAAAGUCUAUGCCCAGCUUAAGCUGUCUGCUUGAUAGCGGAUCUUACAGAUAUGUUGAGCCACCCAAGGCAACCGCCAGGCCACCACUGGCCACGUGCCCGCGUUCCGCGUUCUAUCCACGCAAUCCAAUUAUUACCGUAACAGAGCACACGCCCACACCCUCACCGGACUACAUGAAGCGGCAGGGCUCCAUCGAUUCGCAAUUGGAUGCACUUAGUAAUGGCGGCAGUGUUGCCGGUGCGGGUGGCAAUGGUAGUGCUGGUGGUGGCAGCUCCACCACUCGCUACCGUGGACCCAUGCUGCGCUCGCAUACGGAUUCCCAUAUUGACUACACAGGCGUUGAUGAAUCGGAGGCGCCGGGCUCAUCCUUCUAUAUAACGCGCGAUGGCGGCAUUGAUUAUGAGAUUGUUCUGCUGGCCGUGAGCAGCGUGUUUAAGCGAGAUCCAUCGCAGCUCUGCUCGCUGCGCGUGCUCGAGGCAGGCCUCAACAUCUGUGAGCUACUCAUCGAGAUGGGUGUGCUGAAACUGGGCGAGCAUGCCCACGAGAUCUCCAUGGGCAUAACACGGCGUGCUCUCCAGGUCCUCGGCUGCCCGCAUGGCUGCAACGAUGGUGUUCGAGGACCGCCCGCUGAUUUUCUACGCAAUCAAUGCCAGAAGAUUCUGUCUAGGAUGCUGCGACAGGCUGGUCAGCGCACAAAGCGUUAUCUGCAGGAGAUGGUGAAGACCUCACCACUACUGGAUCUCAUCGAUUACUUCCAUGCGUUUCUGGCCUUCUGCGUGGAUCCCAGUUCUCUGUUGUCGCCCUUGACUCAUAAACGUCAGAGUGGAUAUAAAAAUGUUAACACCGAUCUUGGCGGUGUACCAGGUCAGGGCGGGUAUUCCACAAAUUUUAGCGGCGGCAUGAGCGGUGGCGCCGAGGGUCAAGUGGUUGGCGCCGUCUUCAAACAGCUCGUCAGUCGAUUCGUUGAGGCCAGCAAGGAUCUGAAAUCGCCCGAGAAUGUUGCGCUCUAUGGGGACAUCCGACAGCUGGUCACCUACGUGAAGGGCGCCCACGGCGGACCCUUUCGCCUGGUCGCACUCAGCGGCAUUUUGGCAGUGACGCCGCGUCCACACAAGAAGGGACCCACGGCACAGACGACCAGAGUGAUCAGGCACAUACCCCAGGCAGAUGUGCCGCAUGUGGUGCAAAAUGAUGACAAAAGCUCGCAGCGGCGUCUGCUUUUAAAGAAACGGAGCACAUCCUCCGCCUGCGCCGUGAGCCUGCUGGAGACGGAGCCCUGCGAGGAGCACUACAAGACGAGCCAAUCGCCGUUGAGCAACUUUAGGCGUCGCACCACCGGAGUGAGGCCAACGCUGACACCGCGGCACAGCGAGCGGGCGCUGCUAUCCGAUUCCACGUCCAGCUCGGAACGCAAUUCGCUGGGACGGCUCAGCGGCUUGGUGCGCUGGUUCCGCGGCACACCCAAAGAGGCGUCGUCGAUUGAUUUGGAGAUAGGCUCGCUAAAUCCAGAGAUAUCGUCCACAUUCAUGCGGCACGCCUCGCUGAAGAUCCAACGGGGUCGCUCCAGCGAUGGCAUCGGCCGUUCCAUUCAGCGCGCCAAGCGACGCGUCGAACGACGGCUGAACCGUUUCGGUGGCAUUGUGAAGGGCAAGAAGAAGGUGGGCGGCAUCGAAGAGACAGCGGACUACAGCCGACGCAGCUCCUCCGACAUGUGCGACGGUCCACGCGAGUCCGAGGUGGUCAUACUCAAGGAGCGCAAACUGGUGCCCAUUGAACCGGUUCGCAUCGGAAUGCUCCGACUCUCGUUUCUACUGGAGACUUGUGCGCCUGGUUCAUUUCCCGAUCCGCAGCUGGUCGCCGCCGUCUUGGAUUUGCCGCAAGCACCGCUGGUGACGCGGGCGACUUUUCUGCUGGAGUGCGCUCAUUUUGUGCACCUGUGCAACAAGGGGCAGUGGCCCAUUUGGAUGAAGCAGAAUGUGGGCGGCUAUCGUGCCUCGGGCGCCAACAUCAAUCCCGCCCAGAUGCGGCAACAGGUCAGCCAGUCCAGCGCCCGGCGCACCCACAUCCUACUCCGCGCAGCCGGCAAAAUGUUCCAUCAAUGGGCAGAGAUGGUGGGAGCGCGUCUCGAGGAGAUCUUGUUUACCGAACGACUACAGUACGAGGCGCUCAACGCGAGCCUCACCGAUCCGGAGAAGCAGCGCGAACUACUGCAGCAGGAUGAGGAGGAGGAUUUCCUGGACGAGACCUCUGUCAAUCCGCAUGGCAAUGACUGUCCGCAUGCCUUGAAACUGAUCGCCUGCGUGCUGCUCUUCGAGAUCACCGCCUUUCUGCGGGACACCUACAUCACGCUGCCCAAGACCUCGAAGAUGUUGCACAGGGACAGGCCCGCACCUUGGGAGAAGGUGUAUCGCGAGGCCAAUCGCCGCUGGUCCAUGGCGCUCAGUUCCAUGGGUCACUCGCAGACCUCGGCACAAAGCCUGCAGUCGAUAGCAGCAGGCAACGAUGGCGCUGGCCAAACGGAGCGCAAAAUAUCCUUUGUGCUGCACGAACCGGACAACGAGUCCGAGAACAGCAGCAACACCACUCUAACCAAGGAGGGCGAGGAGGUAGCUCGACGUCCCACUGCAUCGGCGGUGCGACCAUUUUUGUUGCGACGUGGCACAGCCACCACAACGGGUGGUUCCUUCAAGAGGCGCUCCCUGAAGCUGCGCCGCAACACCAAGGACAGCAAGGAGAUCGAAACAGAUUUCAAUAUGGCGUCGAGACGUAAGGUUUCCUCUCUGUCGGACCGCAGCGAUACAUCGGAGCAGGGUAUGGUUAGCGGGGGCGAGGAAUCGCCGGGCAUACUCAGCGAUGAUCAGCAGCCGGAAUCGCCGACAGACUCCAAUGAGAACGACGACACGGCCAAGAACAUGCCCUGGCUAAAGGCAGUCAUCGACUUGAUCACCAGCUACAACUACUACUGCACCCACAAGGGUUACUGUCAUCCCUUCUGCUACAAGCGUCACAUGCGCUCCUGCACGAGGCUUAUUAAAGCAACCCGCAAGAUUUAUGGCGAGGAGUUUGGAUUCACUUUUGAUGCAGAUCAUCCCACUGUGGAGCCUACGGUAAUAAGUACCGCGAAGCCAUCAGCUCGAGCCCGUUCGACGCGCAAGGUAUCGGAGCAAAGUUCAACGCAAACCUCUCCGUCUAAGCGUAAGGACAGUCUGUCCCGCAAGGAUCGCAUUAGCGACGAUCCGGACAUUGAGAUGGCUGAGAAGCUAGCGCGAGCCUUCCGCCAGGAGAAAGAAAAAAAGCUGCAGGAAGAGCCACCAAUAUUGAAAUUCAUACGAAUUCACAUACGCAAUCUGUUCCACUUUCCACUGGCCACAAUGCUAAAGGGAGCGGUGGUGCUCAGCGAGGAGCUGGUCAUCGAGGCCAUGCCCGCCGCCUGGGAACUGCUACUGGAAACCAAUCAUGACACGGCCACCUCCAGUGCCGCCGUCUUCCUGAUGGGCUCCGUGAAGGCGCAGAACUUCGCCUUUGACAUUAUGCAACGGGCGCUGAAGCACAAGAAUCCUGAUAUACGCAUUGGGGCGAUUCAGCGGUAUCUGGUGCUAUGGAAAUGUCGCUUCCAUGUCUGGCCGCGCAUGGAGGAUAAUGCACAUGAUGCCACCUUCAAGGUGCCACCGGGCGGCAUUGAGUUUACACUGCCCUCACCCAAGAUUGGCAUCGAAAGUCUGCCCGUUGUUGAUCCACCCUGGAUGCCCGUGCAGCAGACAAAGGACAUGGACAUGACACUCAACCAGGACCGACAUCGUUCCUUGGUGACUGCCACAAAGAGCCGCAAGAUGCAACAAACGGAGGCGAUACGCAACGCUCUGCGACAGCAGCGGGACAAGCAGCGUGCGGAGCGACACAGUUUCCUAAUCACAAUGAUACCAAUAAGUCAACAGGCCUCCCAUGAGCCGGGCAUGGAGCACGAGGAUCACGAGAUCGAGGAGGAUCUGGAUGGCACACGCACCUCUUCGCAUCUGCAUCACGCCCAUUCGCUGUUCCCAUCGGUGUUGUGCUCCUCGGUCAUGCAGAUUGUGGGUUGUUUGGAUGAUGCAGCUAUUGGCUCCGAUGGUAAUGCUGUGUAUGAGGUGGCCUAUCAGGUGAUCUGGGUGUGCCUGGUCGAGGAGUCGGCAUUGUUCCUGCGCUAUGUGUUCGAGCGACUGACUCGCGAUCGUCAGGAUCAGAUGUUCAAGUUGCUGCGACAUCUGAUUCGCUUUGUGCCACGCCUGCCGCAACAGGCGGCCUUUGCUCUGUACAACUCCAUCAUUGGCUACAUCAUGUUCUAUGUGCGCUCCUCCAACGAGCUCAAGCAGGAGCUUGUGGGCUCUGCUUUGUCGGUGCUGUGGAUGGUGGUGCACUCGGUGCAUGGCAUCAUGUUCAAGGAUCUGAAACAGAUACUGCGCAAGGAGCAGUGCGAUGCAUCCAUUCUGCUCACAGCCAAUGUGCCGGCCGCCAAGAAGAUCGUGGUGCAUGGCCCAGCGGAUGAUGACUACAAUAUACCCUCACAAUUUCCCGUGCAGGAGGACACUUUGUUCUGUCAGCUGCUGAAGGAGGCACUGGACUAUUAUCCCAUUGAUGAGAAGAGCAUCACGCACUACUGCCUGGUGGACUACAAGAGCAGUAAAAUACUAAAUCCCAAUUGGUAUAUAAGGGACUUGUAUUUCUUCAAGCGCUCCCAGUAUCCGGAGGUGCGUCUAAUGCUCAUGCGUCCGGAGGAAUCAUUUCUGGCGCUCCAAAAACAGGAGUUGACCAAGAAGUUUGUCGAAAUUGGCAAGGUGCAUCUGACGUGGGCGAUUCUAAAGAAUGUGGACAUGGUGGUGCAACGUGUUGUCUUCCUGCACGAGGAGCUGAUGAAGCUGCCCUCGUUCCCCCGAAAGGCACUCGAAGUGGACCUGGAUCUGCAUCAUGGCGGCGAAUAUGGCCAAGUGCUGCUCGGCUUGGAUGUGCUGCACAAGUUUAUGUGGGUGCGUCUAAUUGCCCGCAUGUUUGAGGCAAUGGCCGGAAAUUUUGCCUACUCGGCGGACAUACAACUGUUCCUCAAUGUGCUGUCCGGUGCGUCCAUACUGCAUGCUGAGGAUUCGUGCAUUAUGCGCUAUGUGAUGGCCACAUUCAUCAAUGCCGCAUUCAACUUUAAGAACAUCUUCUCCACAAAUGGCUACUUUAUGAUUAUGCCCACAUUGCUGCAGGUCUACUCGCUGCAUCAGACCAACAAGCUAAUUACCACCACCAUCGAGUAUGCCGUCAAGCAAUUCUAUCUGCUCAAUCGGAAGCCCUUCAUUCUACAGAUGUUUGGUUCGGUGUCGGCCAUCCUCGACACUGACGAGGAUGGCACCUAUGGCGAGGCGCACAAGGUGCAAUCGAGCUGCCUUUUCAAUCUGCUGCUCAGUCUUGAGGAUCCCUCACCGGAUCCCCUCAACAUUGCCGAGCUGGUCAAAGAGCCCAAGCCACUGAAGGCCAUCGAUUUCUGUUACCACGAUGAGGACGACGAUGUCACCGUGCUCGACUGCAUCACCUUGUGCGUGAUGGUCGUCUCCUAUUCGGCGGAGAGCACACGUGGCUACCAAAUGCUUAUCAUUCUGGAGGCCAUAUUACCCUGUUAUCUGCAACAGAUUCAGUCGCCCAGCUAUAUUCCGCUGCAGGGUAAAUCGGAGCGAGACAUUAUACUCCAGUUGGCUGUGGCCAUACGGACCAUGGUGCAUAACUGCGAGGGUCUGGCCAAGAGCUACAACGGACCCUAUCGCAACAGUCCGGAGCACAAGGGCUCCUCGCAGCGCAACUGCAGUCGCGGACCGCCAUGUUCCCCGGGCAUGGACUUUGAGGAGGAGUCGCACACAAAGUACGCAACAGAUCCGCGCACCAAGAACAUGAUGGACUCCGCCGAGGAUUCGGAGAUGAUACGCACCGAGUAUCGGCGGCCACGAGACGUGCUGCUCUCCGUCGUCGCGGAUUUCCUAACCAAGUCCACCACACGGCUGGGUGAGCUGGCCAAGAAGCUGCCGGCUAACGAUAGCAAACUCAGCGAGGUGCUGGACGCCAAGUGUCACAUUCGUCUGGCGGAUAUCGCGCACUCGCUGCUCAAGGUGUCACCCUAUGAUCCGGAGUCGAUGGCCUGUCGGGGCUUGCAGCGCUAUAUGCAAUCGGUGCUGCCACGGGCCGAGUGGUCAAAUGAUACACUGAGGAAUGCACUUGUCACUGUGCUGCGUCGCAUCGAUAAGGUGUUCCUGAAGAUCUCGAAGAAGCCAUCGAUUCGUCGCAAUACGGAUUGGGAGGCGGCAGCCGGGCUGCUCAAGGGUAUACACGAGACGAUCAUCCGGCAUCCGUAUGUGCUGCACUGGCAGCAGAUGAAGACGCUAAUAUCAACGGUGCAGAAUUUGAUUGUCAAUGAGCCGGGCAGCGGGAUACCGGAGGGCGUGUCCAGUGCAGGUGCAGCGCUCAUGUCUCAGAAUCCGCCGGCCUUUUUCUGCUCGGCCGUGGUGCGUCUGGUUGCCCUCCAAGUGGUCAGUCCCGUCGACUGUUUCUCACUCGUCCAGAUAUGUGGCGGCAGCGCCGAGUUUGCCACGCAGGAAAAGGCCGAAGGAUUUCUAAUGCAUCUGAUCAUGCCACUGUGCUUGAAGGUCUGCUCCGGACGCGGUGUCUCCGAUGUCGGUGAGCUCAAGAUGACCGAUGUCACCUUCCUACUGAACGCCGUGCUCAACGCCAUGAGUCCGCCAGCUGGCCGCACCGGCCAGGUGGUCUCCCAAAUCAAUCGUGUCACCGGUGAUCUGCGCGCCGGCUCCCUCACCUUCACCGGUAGCCGGGAUGCUAAGCGCCCGGCUCGCAUCUCCGGCUCUCUGUAUCAGGCCGCGUUCCUCGCUCUGCGCAUCGUCUGCAUCUGUUUCGAGAAUCGCCUGUCCAGCGAUUGGCCGCGCAUUGUCCGCGUAAUGCGCGACUUGGGCAGACGCAACGAGGCUGCUCCCGAUCUGUGGAGCUUCAUGGAAUUCGUGGUCACCCAUCGCACGCCCCUCUACAUUGUCCUGCUCCCCUUCAUUUUGCACAAGAUAUCGCAACCGCCAAUUGGCGAUCACGAGCGGCACAUGCAGUUCAUCAUCAGGGAGCGACUGCGCGGAACUCCGCCCCAGGGUGGACUCAAGUCGAAGGGGGCGCUGCUGCUGGAGCUGGCACGCGAGCUGCGCGACUUGCGGGACGAGCUGGAGGACAAGCGAUAUGUUUCCACAGAUCGCGAGAGUUCCGAGCAGAAGAAGAGCGAUACGCCGGCAGCAACCAGUGCAGCCGAUGCACACAAAUCGCAGCAGAGACCGUCGCUGAUCUCCAUUUUCACGGGCACCACAACGGGACAGGCCACACACUCGCACGUCUCGGCGGUGCCCAUUGAUUCGCGCAGCGGCUCGGGCGGCAUAUGUACACCGAGCGAUACGCUCUCGCAGCAGACGUUGCAUCCACCGCGCGAAUCCCUGUCGAGCAGCUCGACGGGCCGCGAUCCGCACACCACAACCAGUGAGAGUCACAGUGGCGAGGGAGCUGCUGGCUCAGCGCCCACGCUGGUUGGUCAAGCGCCAGGCAGCGGACCCAGUGGCUCCGGCCAUGGCAUGAACAUUGCAUCGGCCUUGCCACCGGGCGUCGCCUCACAGCUGUCCCACUCGCAAUCAUUGCAACAAGCACCGUUUAAGGCACAGCCGCCGAAGCUGCGCUUUGUGUCAUCGGUGGAGUUUCGACACUCGUCGGGCGAGACCUCAACCACGCCGCUGUCACCGGAGAGCCCUGCCGAGGACAGUUCCGGGGAUCACACACGCUCGCGCCUGCAACGCUCCAAGGCGGCCAGUCGCAAGACUUUUCGACUCAAGCGCAGUCGUCUGACGCCCAUGGAGCCGCCCAGCAUUGUAACAUCACUCUCCCAGGAGGAGCAUCAGCCGAAAGCACUCGGCGAAAUAUCUUGGGACUCGGUCUCACAGACGUCGUCCACAUCCGGCUAUCGGGAUAACAACAGUCUGCAGACGGGUCUGCUUUCGCCAGACGGUUCGCUCGGCGGUCUUACUUUGGGCCGUUCGCCCUCGCAGCACUCGCUCCUGAUGGUCUUCGAGGGGCAGGACGAGGACACACUUAUUUAACAAUCACAGAACGGCGACCGGGCCUACGAGCUUUAGGACAGCCUAAAUUAAUACAAAAAUAUAAACUGAAAUUUAGCACCGAACUUUUAGCUAGCCUUAACAAUUGGUAGACAUAAAUAUGAAUAUAGAAAGUUGAUGUUAAGUUUUACAUAUAGCAUAGUAGUUGUUUCCCCAUUAUGUGCCCAGAUUUUGUACGUUUCUUGUGUAGCUGAAUAAACAGUUCAAUAAAUAAACUUCGUAGUCGUUCUAAGAAGCCAAAUGUUGCCA